Messenger RNA from Echinostoma caproni, 528 nucleotides. The record is from the annotation of a GenBank genome assembly. NCBI's taxonomy places the organism in Eukaryota, Metazoa, Platyhelminthes, Trematoda, Plagiorchiida, Echinostomatidae.
AUGUUCAGGAACACUUUUCAGAGCGGAUUUUUAUCAAUCCUACUCAGUGUAGGAAGCAAACCAUUGCAAAUAUGGGAUAAAAAGGAACGGUCAUAUAAAACGAAUUACCGACAACGACAUCCAGUCAUUAGCAUAAAACUCCCGUUUCUUGUUAUGAUUAUCAAAAACCUGAAGAAAUAUUUUACUUUCGAGGUUCAAAUCCUCGAUGAUAAGAAUAUUCGAAGGAGGUUCCGGGCAAGUAAUUAUCAAAGUACUACGCGCGUGAAACCAUUUAUAUGUACUAUGCCAAUGAGACUGGAUGACGGCUGGAAUCAGAUUCAGUUCAACUUGUGUGAUUUCACUAGACGAGCUUAUGGAACCAAUUAUGUUGAAACGCUUCGCGUUCAGAUUCACGCAAACUGUCGCAUCAGGAGAGUAUAUUUCAGCGACCGACUGUAUUCCGAGGACGAAUUGCCAGCGGAUUUUAAGCUAUACCUUCCACAGUUAUCAACUCAAAUUCAAGAGUCACGAUUAACUUCAUACGAGUAA